Molecule: messenger RNA, 897 nt
Organism: Aspergillus homomorphus CBS 101889
Lineage: Eukaryota; Fungi; Ascomycota; Eurotiomycetes; Eurotiales; Aspergillaceae
Exons: 1
Coding region: 444-713 (89 amino acids)
Source: RefSeq, a predicted model, not a curated record
UCCAACUACACAUUUCCCUCCUUCAGUUUUCCCUCUUUAUCGGAAUGUCUUCAGUUGAAAAUGUUUCUCAGCCCAGUCUUUUGCAGGAAUUUUGUGUACGAGAAGAUUUGUCUCGACUUAGUAUUGAACCGAAACCUGUUUCUCAUCUACGCCAAGCAACAAUAUCUUUACUGCACCCUCUGGAGAAAGCUAAUAAACUAGAAUUAUGCCGUCCUAAAAUGGAUCUGUCUACAAUCUCUGAAUCACCUCGCAGGAAUUGUGACAGAUACAAACAUGAGUACCUUGAUUUACAACCACUUGGCAAGAUUUGGAGACAGGAGUUAAUCAAGAUCCCACCUUUUUCUCGAUUAAUUUUUGAUCUUACGUUACCACCAAGCUGCCUUGGUGUCAAUGGGAGAACCAGUCGAUUUCUAUUGGGAUAUAUCUGUUCCUGAGAAACCAGUAUGGUGAUCCAAACCAAGGAAAUUCUUGAUAUAGUCAACACUCUUGCUCUGACAACAAGAAUGCGGGUAAAGGGUGAAGUUUAUUUCGAUAUCUCUGACGAUUUGACGGGGGGUAUGAGUUUAAGUGCUAUGGAAGUUUUAAAACGCCAGGUCGUUGCACUCAACAGAAAUCCCUCCAGCGAAACAGGAGAUGGAAAGGAGGGCGUUUCUGAAACCACCGCCGACUACAGCCAGCAUGGCCCAGAGCAACGCCCAAGGGCUGGGCCUUGAGGCUCGACUGAGUUGAGAGCGCGGAAACUGCGUGGUUAAUGUCUUAAUGACAUGGUGGACUGAUCAUGACUAAAAGCUAAAGAAGUACUUGAGAGGUCGAUCGAAUCGCACAAGUGAUGAAAACGCCAGCGUUCGCCGAAGUCGAGCACAAGAAAGAGGUUCUUCAAUGCUUCAUUACUGCAAC